GCUCCCGGAGAGGCUCCGCCCACCGCCAGGCAUUCUGGGAACUGUAGUCUGCGUGCGACUCCGAGCCACGUGCAACCGGCGGCCCGGGCUGCGCGUGCGUCAUUGCGUUCGUUUGCCGCGCCGGUAGCCUCGGAGGGACUGUCACUGUCUUGUCAUUCUGGCCCGGGGAACCCUGAGAACGUCUGGCAGAAAUGUCUAAUGCAAAAGAAAGAAAGCAUGCUAAGAAAAUGAGAAACCAGCCCACAAAUGUGACCUUAUCCUCUGGCUUUGUGGCUGAUCGAAGUGGAAAGCACUAUAAUGGAGGGGGGAAACCUUUCCAAGCUCAAAAACAGGAACCUCAUUCUGGAACUUCACGGCAGCGGCAAAUCAAGAUGACACCCCGUUCCCUGGCUGAGCCUGAUACAAAUGAACAAUCUUCCUCCAAACUCAUGUUUAAAAAAAAGGGAGGCUGGAAAGCAGGUCCUGAUGGGACUUCUCAGGAGAUUCCCAAGUAUAUAACCGCUGCUACUUUCGCCCAAGCACGAGCUGCUGAAAUAAGUGCCAUGUUAAAGGCCGUGACCCAGAAGUCUUCCAAUUCCCUGGUUUUCCAGACCUUGCCGCGGCACAUGAGGCGGAGGGCCAUGAGCCACAAUGUCAAACGCCUUCCCAGACGUCUGCAGGAGAUGGCCCAGAAGGAGGCGGAGAAGGCUGUGCAUCAGAAAAAAGAACAUUCAAAAAAUAAAUGCCACAAAGCUCGAAGAUGUCACAUAAACCGGACACAAGAAUUUAACCGCAGACAAAAGAAGAACAUUUGGUUAGAAACUCACAUCUGGCAUGCCAAGCGGUUUCACAUGGUGAAGAGGUGGGGCUACUGCCUCGGGGAGAGGCCCACAGUCAAGAGCCACAGAGCCUGCUACCGAGCUAUGACAAACCGUUGCCUCCUUCAGGAUUUGUCCUACUACUGUUGUUUGGAGUUGAAGGGCAAAGAAGAAGAAAUACUCAAGGCACUUUCUCAGCUGUGUAGUGCAGAUGCAGGCCUGACCUUCGCAGCAGUUCACUGCUUGUCUGGAAAGCGCCAAGGGAGUCUCAUGCUGUACCGGGCAAAUAAAUAUCCCAGAGAAAUGCUUGGGCCCGCUACGUUUAUUUGGAAGUCAGAGGGGACCCCUGGCAGCACUUCUGAGAACAGACAGCUGUGGAUUUGGCUUCAUCCAACUCUUAAGCAGGAUAUCUUAGAGGAGAUAAAAACUGUAUGUCAGUGUUUGGAACCCGUCAGGUCAGCUGUCAGCAUCCCGAGCCCACCGCCAACACUAUCUCAAGAGAAAAGCCAAACUGAAAUGACUGAUGAGAAAAUUGGCAAGAAAAGAAAAAGAAAAGAUGACAAAGAAGACCCUAACCCAGUGAAAAAAAUCAUUGGUGAUGGGACUCGAGAUGCACGUCAGCCAUAUUCCUGGAUGUCUGCAAACACGGGCAUUAUAAUCAGUGAUUUGAGCCUGGAGAUGAACAGGUUCCGGCUUAUUGGUCCCCUGUCCCACUCCAUCCUCACGGACGUACUGAAGGCUGCUUCUGUGCACACGGGGGAAGAGGACAUCGAGGAGACACCUCACCAUUGGUGGAUUGGCGCAUGUAGGAAUGCUGCUAGUGUUGCCCUGCAUCGCAGACAGGAAGCCAUUUUUGAGUUGUUGGGAGGAAUAACAUCGCCAGCAGAAAUUCCAGCAGGUACUAUCCUGGGACUCACAGUGGGGGAUCCUCGCAUCAAUUUGCCUCAAAAGCGGUCUAAAGCUUUGUCCAACCCAGAAAAAUGCCAAGAUAAUGAGCAAGUUAGACAGCUGCUGCUGGAGGGUGUUCCCGUGGAGUGUGCGCAUAGCUUUAUCUGGAACCCAGUGAUCUGUGAGAGUGUCACAGAGAAUAAAAUCUCGGAUCAGGAUUUAAACCGGAUGAGAAGUGAAUUGCUGGUGCCUGGGUCACAGCUCGUUUUAGGUCCCCGUGAAUCCAGGAUCCCUGUACUUUUGAUUCAGCAGCCGGGCAGAGUAACCGGUGAAGACCGACUGGGCUGGGGCAGUGGCUGGGAUGUCAUCCUCCCCAAGGGCUGGGGCAUGGCUUUCUGGAUCCCAUUUAUCUAUCGAGGUGCAAGGGUUGGAGGAUUAAAAGAGGCUCUAGUGCAUUCUCAGUAUAAAAGGGCACCUUCCAUCCCAGGUGAUUUCCCAGAUUGCCCUGCUGGAGUUCUCUUUGCUGAAGAGCAAGCAAAGAAUCUUCUUGAAAAGUACAAGAGGCGCCCUCCUGCCAAACGGCCCAACUACAUCAAGCUUGGCACAGUGGCGCCUUUCUGGUGUCCCUGGGAGCAGUUAACUCAGGAGUGGGAGUCCAGAGUCUGUGCCCAAGGAAAGCCUUCUGUAGAUUCCUCUCCGAGUGGUGAGGAGAGUAACCUCAGGAGACAGGAGUCACCUAAGGCUCCUGCGCCAUCUGCCAAAGCAGGCACAGCUGUAGAUAACCCCACGGAGCCAGAGGUCAUGGACACAGAGUGUCAGGACCAGCCGGGGAUGAAGAGAGUGACGGACCGGGGCGCCCCUGGGAACCAUGCUGUUCUCACCAGGAGCCAACUCUGUGUUCUUCGGAGUCGAAAAUUACUGAAGCAACUGUCUGCCUGGUGUGAGCCCUGUGCCAAGGACCGGCGGGCAGCGCGGUGGGCCCCUAGACAAGGCCAGCAUGAACUGACCGGAGAGGCCUGCCUGGCUCUCACGGACCGCUUCCCCAGGGCCCUGGUGUGGGUCAGCCUGUCCCUGCUCAGGAAGGGCAGCCCUGAGCCACACACCAUGAUCUGUGUCCCAGCUGAGGAGGACCUGCUCCGGCUCCGUCAGGACCGGCAGUACUGCGGGCCCCAGGAGCCCCGGCACAGCGACCCAUUCAAGAGCAUGAUCAUGAAGCAGAAGGAAAAGAAGAAAGUGGAGAAAAGGCAGAACCGAGGACGUGCUGCUCCCGAGGGGCCGGCAGCAGGGCUGCCUGAGGCCAGGCAGGAAGCCCUGACCCAGGGGCUGUGGCCCGGUGCCCUCCCAGCUGUGACUACGCACUGCUCCAGAGGCCUCCUCGGCUAUGUCACUCAGGGAGAUUUUUCCAUGGCUGUGGGCUCUGGAGAAGCCCUGGGGUUUGUUAGUGUGACAGGCUUGCUGCAUGUGCUCUCCAGCCAGCCGGCGGCCGAGAGGGGCUUGGUGCUGCUGAGGCCACCCGCCUCCCCGCAGUACCGGUUUGCAAGAAUUGCUAUUGAGGUGUGAACUUGAGCGAUUCAUGGCUUGGCGGGGCCCGGACAGCAGCUUCACCAAGUUCCGCUGUUGGAGAGCUAUGUUCUCCUUGUCUUCUGUUUCAAAAUAUCAUGUGAAAUUCCUUGGAAACAAAACCAAAAACUGACAUAUUAUGCAAAUGAUGAAAGGUUGGCAUCGUUCCAGUUCUCUCACUGAUUUCCAUCUUGCUCUGUGCUGGCUGUGACACCUUUGCAUACCUGUGCAGCCAAAGCUGUUGUGUUAUGUUCUCUGGUCUGGUGACUCUUGCUGGAAAGUGUUAGAAGCUUUACAUUUUACCAUCCCUUUUUUUAGGAGCAGAGGUCUGUUUGGAAGGCCUUAUAGUCAGUCACAUCAUAAGCAGCUCUAACGGUUUAAGCGACUUGAUUGUUACCAAAGAAGAAAAGACGAAACAUCUGGUGUCUGUGCAUGAGAUUUAGGCCCCUGUGUAGGUCAUGCUCAAUUUGGUACCAUAAUGAGAGGCUGGACACUUUGUGUCAGGAAAGAAGGAAGGAAGGAGAGAGAGAGAGAGAAAAUCAUGAAUAGUUUAUCACUGCUUGUUUAUAGGCAGGCUCAAGAGCCCAGUCACAACAGCCCAUUCAAGUGUGAUCACCAUGACACAAGUAUCAGGAAGAAUGAAAACGGUAGGGGUCUCUGGCUUUGUAACCCCUUUAUUAUUGACCAACCUGUGAUCCUAGGAAUAACUUAGUUUUUUAAGUAAAACAUUUGUUUUAUUUUACAAAGUAUUUCUCAAAGGCAUAAAGCAUUUCUCAAAACAUAUUCUAUGGCAUAUAUAGUCUAAAAAUGAAUA
Messenger RNA from Octodon degus (degu), 4059 nucleotides. RefSeq names its product POP1 homolog, ribonuclease P/MRP subunit (gene Pop1). The record is from RefSeq and is a predicted model, not a curated record. The coding region runs from base 192 to 3245 and encodes 1017 amino acids. Gene Ontology annotation, biological process: tRNA 5'-leader removal. Gene Ontology annotation, cellular component: nucleolar ribonuclease P complex; ribonuclease MRP complex. The transcript is spliced from 16 exons. NCBI's taxonomy places the organism in Eukaryota, Metazoa, Chordata, Mammalia, Rodentia, Octodontidae.